GAGACAGUGUCAAUCACAAAACUUUCAACAAGAUUGUAUGCACGCAUAAACGAUCUUGGUUGUUAUGGACUUGAGUCACAUCUAUAAAACAGACUGGAUGUGACCCUGUGACCCCUGGUUGCCAGGGAGAGAGCGGUGGGGCCAUGGCUGCUGGGGCUACGGUCGGGGAGAGCCAACUACAGAGGAUUAUCCGAGAUCUGCAUGAGGCUGUUGCAGAGCUUGCGAAGGAGUACAUGGAAAGUGGGGAGCCGAUCACUGACGACAGUAUCAACCUGCACAAAUUCUCCUACAAACUUGAGUACCUGCUACAGUUUGACCAAAAGGAGAAGACCACUUUUCUUGGUACAAAGAAGGAUUUUUGGGAAUACUUCACUGAGUGUCUGGCCAAAAUCAAAGGAGCCAAUGAUGGGAUCCGCUUUGUCAAAUCCAUCCCUGAGCUGAAGACAUCUCUGGGGAAAGGACGAGCGUUUAUCCGUUACUCCCUCGUACAUCAGCGACUUGCUGACACCCUGCAGCAGUGCCUGAUGAACCAGAGGGUCACCAGUGACUGGUAUUAUGUAAGAAGCCCCUUCUUGAAGCCCCAUCUUAGUGUUGACAUAAUAAACCACUUGUACGAACUCAAUGAGGUCCAGUUUGAUGUGGCUUCCAGAGGUCAUGAUCUUGAUGCCUCCUGGCCCACUUUUGCCAGGAGGACACUGGGAAGUGCAAACUCACCUGGCCACAUGUGGAAACCACCCAGUCGCAGUUCCAGUAUAAACAGUCUUGCCAGCACCUACUCCCAGCAGCCACACGAGUUCCCCUCCAGCCCUGACUAUGGCCAGAGUCUGCUGAAUGACCUGAACGAGUCUCUGCCUGCCUUCACCGAAGAUGCCGGCACAGCUGAAGACCUUCGCCUGGAGCUGGACCAGUCAGAGCUGAAGCAGCGAGAGCUCCUAGAUAAGGUGCGGCAGCUGGGCGAAGAGGCUGCUGAGCUCAGGGGCGUAGUUGUGCAGCUCCAGGGGCAGCUGGAUGUGUCCCUUGCUGCCCAAGAGGAGCAACAGGGCUUGCAAGGAGAUUUCAAGGCUCUGCAGGGAAGAGAAGAGGCCCUGUCCAGAGAUGUGGAAGCACUCAGGACUGGGAGAAAAGCCAGGGAGGCUGAACAACAACUGCUCCAGGAAAGGUUGGCUACUGCUGAGGGCAAGAACAUAGAGCUCAUGGCCAAGUUAGACGGGGUUCUGAAUGAGAAAGGCCAGCAGGCAACCAGUUACUUUGAUUCAGCUCAAAAGAUACAUGAGUUGCUAGACAGAUUGAAAGAUGCAGAGAGAGGGAAGAUGGACGCUGUAGCUGAGGUAGAUGAGAAGAAAAGACAGGCAGAAAGGCUGGAGGACGAGCUGAAAGUGAAGGAGGCAGCUGCAAAGCAUGGCGAAGCAAAACUCGGAGCACUAGUUACAUCUGCGUCUGAGGAGAAGGCCAAGUUGGAGGAGAAAGUGGAGGAACAGCGCAGUGCCCUUGAUAAGCUGCAGGGGGCCUUGACAGUGAGAGAGAAGGAGACGAGCAACCUUCAAAGGCAACUGCAAGACUUCCAAAGAUCUCUAGAGGAGAAGGAGAAAGAGGUGGAGGAGGUGCAGAGGAAGGCAAACCAAGAUAAAGACGAAAUGCAGAGGAAUGCUGGUGGUUUAAAAGAGUCUUUAGAAGCAAAAGUCACUGCCCUUAAGGAGCAGCUCAAGAUGAAAGAGGCAGAGCUUACCUCCAGCUGCAAGACACUACAACAGCUAGAAGCCAAGAACCAAAGCCUGACCACAGGGAGGGACAAACUGACCACUAACCUUGUUGAGCUGGAAGGUAACGUGAGAGAACAAGCCACGAAGAUGGAAGACUACAAGAUGCAGUGCGGCAAUUUAAUGGAACUGAAUAAGAAACUGCUGACCACGGUGAAGAGAAGCGAGGAGCUGAAGAAGGAGAUGGCAGGAAACAGAACAGUGCUCGAAACUGAAUUAGCAGCUCUAAGAGCUUCUGAGAAACAGCUUCGUGGCCAGCUGGAUGAUACCAAGAUGACAGUGGAUGAUAAAGAGAAGCACUUGCGUGAGGAGAACCGCAAGCUGGAUGAGAGUCUGCAGCGAGCCACCAUGGCCACAAAGCUCUCUGAGGCCACGUCAAAGCGACUGGACCAGGAGAACCAGUGUCUGAGAGAUGAGCAGGACACUGUGAAGGCAGCUCUUAGCCGCAUGCAAACGGACCUGAAGAGUGUUCACGGGAAGAUCGGAGAGUUGGAGAAGAACUUAGGAGUGUCACGCAGGAAUGAAACAAGCCUUCAAGAACAACUCCAAGCCAAAAAGGCCCAACUAGAAAGUAAAGAGAAGAGCCUUGUUGAGCUGCAAUCCAGCUUUAAAUCUCUUGAGGCCAGGGAGAAGGAUCUUGAGGUUGCCAAAGCUGAUGCAGAAGCAACUUGUGCUAGACAGACAGAAAUGAUUGAAAGGGUCACCUCUGAGAACCAAGUGAUGGAGAAGUCUCAGCUGGAGAAGAGCACGGUCCAAGCAAAGGAGAACAAGGAAGUGACAGGCAAACUUGAAGACCAGUUGGAGGUGUGCAUGGCAGAUGUGUCCAGGCUCCAGGCAGAGAUCCUGGACCUCAGGGUGCGGGUACAGAGAUCCGAGGAGGAAAAGCUGAAGUCACAAGCACAGCUGGAGGUGACGGAGGCCCAAAGAGAUGAGCUCAGGACUCUGACCGAGCAUCUUAAAGCCCAGACAGAGGCACUGAAUCAAAGACAUGUAACAGAGCUCAUGGAGUUCAAAAAGAAAGAGGGGGCUCUCAUUGAACAGCGUGAUAGAGAAGUAGCCGCCCAUGCCGAGUUGUCUAUCUCUGCGGCUGCCCUCCGUGAAGAGCUGUCCACACUCAAGGCAGACAAUGGCAAGCUAUCCACAGAGAACAGCGAGACACGUGAGGGUCUACACAGGGCAAACACAGAGAUGGCGGAGCUUGGCAUGACCAUCUGUAAGCUAGGUGCAGAAAAGGAGGAGGCUAGAGAGCAUUGGGCAGGGGACGCUGCCAGGAUUGAAGAAAUGGAGAAAGAUGUUGAGCGACUAGAAGAGAGCAUGGCAGAACUACAGCUGGAGAAUGCCAAACUAAGAGAGGAGCUGAUAGAGAACAAGACACUUCCACAGAAUAUCAUGGAGCUCCAGGAGCAGCUGGACAAGGCCAAGAACCAAAUGCGGAGCGUCAAGGUCUCUAGCCGAGAGGAGGUGGAGGCCGCCAAGUUCCACAUGAGCUCGGAAAGCAUGAGUCAUCAGGUCCAGAUGAAGAGUGUUAACGAGCAGCUGGACAAGGUGAAAACCCAGCUGCAGGAGGAGCUGAAGAAUGUGUCCAGCUUCCAGGCCAAAGUGUCUGAACUAGAGGCUAUGAAUGAGAAGUACUUACAGCUAGCUGGCGAGAAAGAUGCUCACAUCACAAAGACAGAAACAACCAUUCGUGAGAGUGAGAGCGAGACUCAGCAGCUGAGAGAUGCAGUAACCAGCGCUGAAGAAGCACACUCGGCUGUGCAAAGUGUCUGCGAGGAACUGAAGCAGAAACUCGACACAACAGAAGCCGACAAACAAAGCGAGUGCAUGAAGAUGACCGCAGAGAUCGACGACCUCAACGCAACCAAGAGAAACCUUGAAGAGCGGCUCAUCGAGCUUAUAAGGGACAAAGAUGCUCUGUGGCAGAAGUCAGACGCUCUGGAGUUUGAGCAGAGGCUGCGAGCAGAGGAACGCUGGUGGUUAGUGGAUAAGGAGGCCACGCAGUGCCUCGGCUGCCAGGGCCAGUUCACCUGGUGGCUGCGCAGACAUCACUGCAGGCUUUGUGGUCGCAUCUUCUGCUACUACUGCAGCAACAACUAUGUGAUGACCCAGCACAGCGGGAAGAAGGAGCGCUGCUGCAGGGACUGCUACACCCAACACAGCGCGGUGGUGGAGAGGUUCACGGAGGCAGAGCUGAGUCCUUCAGACACUCAGCCUCCUCCGACGGGAGCCGGACCUCAGCCACCUCCUGAACCAGCCCCGUAUAAACCCACUCCCAGGGUAACAGUGUCAGACCCCAACAACAGAUCUGACGACGGAGUUUUUGACAUAAUCACAGAAGAGGAAGUGAAUGGCGUCUACGACAGUGACACCGUCUCCCAGACCACGGCGUGCUCCCUGGAGGGAGAACAAGACCGCCGGCCUCCAGGAGCACUGGAUAUAGGCACAGGAGACGUGACCCCCGAUGACCCUGAAGACCAUGUUCCCACCGUUCAGGAUUCAGAAAUCAACCUCCUCAAAUCAGGAGAAGUCACGAUGGCUGUCCCGCUCAGCAUUGACGAUAUUUCUCAGUUCGGUGACGGUUCCAGGGAACUCUUCGUCAAGUCCAGCUGUUACAGCGUGAUAACUGUUGCAGUGGGGGACUGUGGGCCGACCAUCAGCUGGAUGUUUUCCUCAGAGCCGAAGAGCAUCUCCUUCAGUGUGGUUUACAGGGAAUCCGCUGACGCUCAUGUGGAACAGUCGAAGGUCUUGAUUCCUUUGACUCGCUGCAGUUCCCAUAAAGAGACAAUUCAGGGACAGCUGAAAGUCCGAAACCCCGGCUUCUACACUCUCAUCUUUGACAACUCCUUCUCUCGGUUUAUCUCCAAGAAAGUCUUCUACCAUUUGACGAUGGAAAGGCCCAUAAUCUACGAUGGAAGCGACUUCCCCUGAAGCUGGACGCCUCCCACAGAGCCAUGAUGUCACUGUGGCAGCUGAAGGGACACUACAAGAUGGAGAAUUCAAUGACUAUACAUUUCUUUCAUCCUUUGUUCACAAAACCUGUUUUUAUCCAAGUAUUUAAUGUUUUCCAAAACGUUUCUGUAUUAUUUAAGUCUUGAGGUUUUGAGGCGUGUUCGUGUUUUAACUUUGGCCGAAGUGAAGUGUUUUUAGAGAGAAACAGGAAGACAAAUGUUUUGUCACACCAAGGGUUUAGCUGUUUGUUCAGAGUAAUUGUGUGAUUUUCUCAUUUCUUUCUUUAGUUGUCGUCUUUAGUUUUGCUCUGGCCUCUCUUUUCCCAAAUAUAGCUGUUGCAAAAAUGUAGGGAAUGCAGUCGUAUCAGCGUAUGAAAUAUGAUUUAAAAAAACAUUGUAGGUAUUUAUCUGCAAAAGCAAAAGAAGACCCAGGAAUAAAUCAUGGUCAGUUGUGCAGUCUUUUAAUUUAACGCUUUCGAAGCAGCAAAGUGCAGACGAGCUGUUUGUUUAUUAAUUGACUUCUCUGAACACUAUGUUUGCACUUUGGCAGCGCAGGAAGGAAAAAAAAUGACACUUUCAGUUUGAUAACAAAGCAUAUGAACUAUGUGCACAUCUCAGGAGUAGGACAGGGAAUUGUCCUCCAGUAGUAGCGUGUCCUAAUCUUUAUGUUUUUGGAAAAAGCAAAAAAACAAAGAGUAAAAACUGCCAUCUUACUUUCUGUGUAAGGAGACUACAAACCAGCUUCCUCCACCCAGUGUAUAGGAUGUGAUUAAGCAGAGUGCCUGCACCUACACAGGCUGACGUGUGUCAUUACAACGACAUUCACUAAAAGUAUUUAAAUGACUGUCAGCUAAUGAGCUGCUGUAUUUCUAAGUGCCUAUUAAGUCUGAUUGCCAGGGAUUAGUUUGCUUUUGCAUCUGCACAUGUUACUCUUUGUUAUCCGCGCAGAACAUGAAUCAAAACUUAGAUUUGAAUCACAAUAUGCACAAUAGCAUUUGCUUUUAAGUUUUAUAAGUUGAAAUGAUUUUUGAGUUUGAUUUUAUUUGAAUCUCUGGAACCUUUUUGUGAUACGUUUAGGUAACGCUCCGCACUGCACGCGGUGAUCAAAAGUGUUUCAGUGUCGAGCGCAAUAAGGAAGCUCACUCUUGGAUAUAACCAUACACUACUUAAUAAAGCAACCUCUGUGCUGCUUUUAUAGAAAUCUGUGUUCGCUUCACAGUCAAAGCUCUUAUAUUUUUCAUGAGUGUAAAUUCGGUGCAAUUUCUAUGCAAAAGCUCAUAUUUUCUGUACAGAGCUGCACUUUGUGAUAAUUGUUUUAUAAUGUGUUACAAACAUAUUAAAUCUGUUAAGUUUACAUUAUCUUUGUCAAAGUAUACACGCAGGGACAGACUUUUCUACAUGCUGUUUUUUGAAGGAUCGUAAGUAGAAUGUGCAUGAAGCAUCGCUCUCUGUAACAAGUAAUAGACCUGUCAAAUACCCAGUAAACAUGAAUAAAAUGUAAGAGUGAUGAUGCCUCCGACAUCCACAAA
Cottoperca gobio is the source of this 6234-nucleotide messenger RNA. RefSeq names its product FYVE and coiled-coil domain-containing protein 1-like. The record is from RefSeq and is a predicted model, not a curated record. Gene Ontology annotation, cellular component: autophagosome; lysosome; late endosome. NCBI's taxonomy places the organism in Eukaryota, Metazoa, Chordata, Actinopteri, Perciformes, Bovichtidae. Gene Ontology annotation, molecular function: metal ion binding. Gene Ontology annotation, biological process: positive regulation of autophagosome maturation; plus-end-directed vesicle transport along microtubule.